CUACAGUCCAAUUCAGAUUUCAAAUCUUUCCAGCCAACUUUCAAACUUUCAAACUUUCAAAAUGAAGGCCGCUACCGUCAUCUCUGCCCUUGCCAUCGCCACCGGCGCCACUGCUGCCGGUGUCCAGUGUGGCCAGCAGUACGCCCCCGUUAGCAACAUCAAGAACUGCAUCAACUUCCUCAAGGACAAGGGUACUGCCGACUGCGAGGUUGGUGGCGGCAACGGUGGUUUCUGCAAGGAUGGAUCUGCUGUGAUCCUGGGCCAUGGUGUCAGGAAGACUAACUGCCAAAACAUUGCUGCUGCCGCCGAGGCCAUUCUCGGACAGUGCACCAACGCUGAUGGCAAAAGCGCUGGAGGACGCUCUACCAUCGGUGGCAACGAGAACAUCUACAUCACCGUCGAGCGUGCUUAGAUUGCUUGCACGCCUGCAAACAGUUAGGAAUUCCCGGGGAUUGGUGAUUGAGAUAUAGAGUCAUGGCUUUGUCGG
This is a messenger RNA of Aspergillus versicolor CBS 583.65, 487 nucleotides long. RefSeq lists its product as uncharacterized. The transcript has 3 exons. The coding region runs from base 62 to 412 and encodes 116 amino acids. The record is from RefSeq and is a predicted model, not a curated record. Lineage: Eukaryota; Fungi; Ascomycota; Eurotiomycetes; Eurotiales; Aspergillaceae.